UUUCAACAACUCAUAACACAUAGCAUGAAAAAAACAAGUGAUAUCACAUCAGAGUGAGUGUAUACACUAACACCUCGAUUUUGUAGAUCUAAAAAACCUUUAUCCUCACACCCUCAAAUCUAGCACACCCUAACCAUUAACCACCAACCAUGCCUUUUUCCUUUUUUAGGGUUUCAAUUUCAAUCCUCUCUUUCACUCUCACAACACACCACUCUCAAUUCCCACUCUCCUAAACUAAACCCAUUCUUCCUUUGGGGGGUGUGUUUAUCAAUUAGGAAACUUUUCACCAUGAUUUCGACUGUGAUUAACUUGGUAAUGACGAUGGUUGGUUUUGCUGUUAGCACAAUGUUCAUUGUUUUUGUUUGCACUAGGCUCAUUUGUGCUAGGAUUCACUUGAAUGCUUCUAGGAGAUCCUUUCUCAUUGCUUCUAGAUCCAAUCUCAGCUUGAUGGAGAGGGGUUGUCAAGGUCUUGAACGCGUAGAUGUAGCUAAAUUUCCAGUUAAGAAGUACAGUGACAAGUUUUUUGCAGCGGGUGAAAAUUCUCAAUGCACAGUCUGUCUCUCAGAGUACCAAGGUGAAGAUACACUGCGUAUCCUUCCCCCUUGUGGACACUCCUUCCAUAUGGCCUGCAUAGACUUAUGGCUGCAGCAGAACGCAACUUGUCCUGUUUGUCGAAUAUCACUGCGCGAAUUUUCCGAGAGAACGCAGUCAAUGCAACCUGUAAAUAGCUCUCAUCAUGGAACGGAGUCCUUUGACACUCAUCAUUAUCAUUGUAGAAUGGCUAACAAUGGAUUAUUGACAAGAACCACAGAUAACCACGGAGUGAAUCAUAUUCAAGAGGAUCACUUUCCAUCUGAGGGCGAUGGAGCAGUUGAUACGGAGAGUAUCACCUCCUUACGUCAGGGUGAUUUCAUUAAAGAUGAAGAGAAGAAACAUGUAGAGAGCCCAUCAAAUUUAUAGAUUUGGUUGGUUCCUUUCAAAUUACUAAUUGAGUAAAGUUCAUGUUCCAAAAUUGGAGUGGAAUGGAUUAGCAUGUUGAAAGAUGGUUAUUUUCUUUUAUUUUACUGUAUAUAUAGCAAUGAAAUUUUGCCCCUCUACGGGGCCUCCCUCUGCUGUCUCCUCUGUUCUUUUCUUAAUCUUCAACAAUAGCUAGAACUUGAACGUUGAAUCAAUCAAUCACACACGCACGCACACAGACACACACUUUCCUACAUGUAAUUGUUAAAGACUAGAAUUAGUUGAUAUCGGCUGGAGCUACAGCUGUCUUUCACCAUGCA
Vicia villosa (hairy vetch) is the source of this 1277-nucleotide messenger RNA. Its product is annotated as RING-H2 finger protein ATL74-like. The record is from RefSeq and is a predicted model, not a curated record. The transcript is spliced from 3 exons. Bases 289 to 960 code for a protein of 223 amino acids. NCBI's taxonomy places the organism in Eukaryota, Viridiplantae, Streptophyta, Magnoliopsida, Fabales, Fabaceae.